AUGUAGAAAGACGAAACCUAUAUCAGGACUCCCCCCAUUCGAAAACUCAAUAAUGGACUCGCCAUCUAAUAGAAAAUCAAUCAAUUAAACAAGUAGGGCAGCAUUAAAUUCUCUGAAUUGACCAAAGAAUAACCAUCCAAUUAAAAAAUAUCUUAUCGACGACAAAGUCAACCUCGAAAACCGGUAUCUGCUUCCUCUUCUCUCACUUUAGCCAUUUCAAUGCAAAGAAAUCUUUCACAAGAACCCUAAACUAAUGGCACUUACAGUGUAGUUUUUGCUAAUAGUGCCCCUCAAAAGAGAGAUAAGAGGAAAGUGUAAACUACCAACUGCGAUUAAAUUGAAGAAUUUAAAAAUAGUUAAGUUCGAUUAGUCAAAGGUUUUUAUCCUUCUGAUAUCAAUAAUACCAAACUGAUUUUAACGAACAUUUUGCAGGGAAUGCAACAGAGAAUUUCAGCUGAAAAAACUUUUGGAGUUAUGGGGCUACAAGUAGUUCCAUUCAAUAAAAUAAUGGAAUCAAAUACCAGUACUGUAUUAACCUAACAGACAAUAAGAUUAAAGGCUUUAUCUCAUGAUAAAGACAGAGAAAAGUCGCAAUCAUUUACUGAAGAGGUAGAAAAGAAAACCAAAUGCAAAAUUCCACAAAAAUGCAAAUUAAAACACUCUAUUAAUUCUAACAAUGCCAGUCCAGUCCCACCAAAAGUUAUCGCUCCACAAAGCAGUUCUACAUAAAUUAAUAAUUUCAAAUUUUCAUUAACUGAUUAUGCAUCACUAUCCAGAGAAUAGUUAUUCCAAACUAAAUUGUAAAACUAUUAGCAUUUCUUGUUUUUGGUUUCCACUUAGAGUGGGUUCUACACAGUACCAUAGGAUUGUUUGAUUGAUUUGAAAUUUAAAAUAGGCAGGGGCAACAAUUCACUUCUUAUCAAAGAAAUAUUUAAAUUGAGAUGGUGGUGGAAUUGCUAUAAGUACAGUGAAUUGAUUGAUUCUGAAAGUAAUUUCAUUUGGACUUAGAUUAAAGUUUAGAAUUACAUGGACACUUAAAAUCUAUCAACCAAUGAAAUUAAGUCCUACAUGAGAAAGAAAAUUAAUCCCCCUUAAUCACAAACUCAAAUAAAGAAGAAAAUUCAAAUUGAUCACUUAUUGAGAUUAAUGAAUGAUGAUUCAGAUUAUAAACAAAUAGAAAGAAAUCAAAAAGCGUACUUUAAAUUGAUAAACCAGAAAGGAUUCACGAUAUUGAAUGUUCAUCCAAAUUUGAAGAUUCAUAAUCAUAUAGAAAAGAAUUAUCAUUUGGGAAACAAGAAAGCACUAUAUCACAAUCUCAAAAGAUACUAUGAAUUGACUAAGUAGGAUUUACAUUCCAUAAUCCCAAUGACAUUCCACGUGCAAAAGGGAUCUAAAGACAAGGUCUACUUAUAAUUCUUAGAAAAUUACAAGAAACUUCCAAAAGGCUCUACUUGGAUAGUCAAGCCUGGUGAAUUUACAAACAGAGGAACUGGAAUCAUAGUUUGUCAAAAUUUAUCUGAGAUAAACAAAAUCAUAUCUAAAAAGCAAGUGCAUCCAAAUGGAAAGCCAUUUACAUAUUUAAUUCAAAGGUACAUUGAGAAACCAUUUCUUUAUAACAAAAGAAAAUUUGAUAUCAGGUGUUACUUUCUUAUCACUUAAUUGAAUAACAUUUUUAGAGCUUAUUGGUAUGAAGAUGGAUACAUAAGAACUUCAUCAGAGGAAUUCGAUCUUGAUGACCCUGCUAAUCUUUAUGUUCAUUUAACAAAUGAUGCGAUCUAGAAAUAUGCUGAUACUUAUGGGAAAUAUGAGAAUGGCAAUAAAUUAUCUUUAUCUGAAUUUCAACGUUAUUUGGAGAAUUAAUCAAAGAAGUAUAACUUUUACAAAGACUUAUAUCCUCAAUUGAUUGAGAUAGCUACAAUUAGCAUCAAAUCAGUUUAUUGUAAGUUGGCUCCACAUAAAAAGGAGUUUAAUUUCGAGAUUUUUGGAUUGGAUUUUAUGAUUGAUUCACAAUUCAAACCAUACUUAAUUGAAAUUAACACUAAUCCUUGUUUGGAAACUAGUAGUCCAAUUUUGUAGAGAAUAAUACCUUAGAUGGUUGAAAAUGCUAUGAGACUGUCUAUAGAUACGAUAAUCCCACCACCAGAUGCAUCUGUAUGGCCACCUUGUAAAAAGCAUCUUAUUUUUUAUGAUAACUUAUUGGAAAAUAAUAAAUUUCAAUUGAUCUUUGAUGAGAGAGAAGAUUCAGAAGAAUUGAUAAAAUUAUAUGGUGGAUUGUUGCAACAUGAUGAAAUAGAUGAAAUGGAUGAAGAAGAAGAGGAGUAUUAGAGUGAUGAUGAAAAUGAAAAAAAUGAGUAGUGA
Messenger RNA from Paramecium tetraurelia, 2358 nucleotides. RefSeq lists its product as uncharacterized. NCBI's taxonomy places the organism in Eukaryota, Ciliophora, Oligohymenophorea, Peniculida, Parameciidae. Gene Ontology annotation, biological process: protein modification process. The record is from RefSeq and is a predicted model, not a curated record. The transcript has 4 exons.